Molecule: messenger RNA, 5013 nt
Organism: Batrachochytrium dendrobatidis JAM81
Lineage: Eukaryota; Fungi; Chytridiomycota; Chytridiomycetes; Rhizophydiales
Exons: 13
Coding region: 1-5013 (1670 amino acids)
Biological process (GO): rRNA processing
Cellular component (GO): small-subunit processome; nucleolus; nucleus
Molecular function (GO): protein binding; RNA binding
Source: RefSeq, a predicted model, not a curated record
AUGGUUAGCACCAAACUCCAGGAUUUUCCUCGUGGUGGUGCGUCUGAUUUCAAUCCAUUAGAAUACAGAGAUAUUAGCGAUAAAGUAAAGGAAGAUGUUCUUUUUGGGGUAUAUGGUUUGACUAGUGAAGCCAAAUUCAACAAAAAAUCAAAGAAACGCAUUGUAGACAAUGACUUUGAUAGUAAGUCUAGUCUACCCAAGAAGUCAAAAACAGAUUUUACUGCGUUGACUGUACCGAUACUCUCAUACAAGAAACUCGAUGUGGGCAUGUGCCUGCUUGGCGUAGUAAAAGAUAUCAAUUCUCUUGAGAUGGUGGUGUCUUUGCCUAACCAGCUUACAGGCUUUGUUUCGUUGACAGAGAUCUCCGAUUAUAUUUCAAAACAAGUAGAGGCAGCCGUAGACAGUGAUAAUGAGGACGAAGAUACAGACAUGAAUUCAUCAGCUAAAGAUGAAUUGGAUCUCCCAUCACUCGAAUCAUAUUUUCAAAUUGGACAAUCUGUUGUUUGCAAAAUCAUUUCUGCUGAUCAAACUUCCAAAAACAAAAGAAUUGAUUUAUCGCUAAAACCCGAGGCAGUAAAUGAGGGAAUCGAAAAAACAAACAUUGUUUCUGGCAUGGUUCUUCCUAUGUGCGUUACUAGCAAGGAAGAUCAUGGAUAUAUUCUAUCUUUAGGCAUCAAAGGAGUGAGCGGAUUUCUUAAAAAUGAGCACGCCAGCGCAUACCUUUCUUCUAAAAAUUUGCUGGGUAAGACUUUUUGUCUUGUAAGCUUGAAUUUAGAAUACACCAAAAUCAUAUCUCUUACUUUUUUUGACCUUUUUUAUAUGACCGAAUUAUCGCAUAUCCGUCCUGGCUCACUUGUCACUGCAACUAUUCAAGAUGUAUUGGAAAAUGGAUUGGCAUUGCAUAUUUUCAAAUUCUUUAGUGCUACUAUUGAUUGGUUUCAUUUGGGUAAUGGUCAUAUAUCUGACAAGAAUGACAUUAAAAACCAAUUCAAAAAAGGCCAAAAGGUUGCUUCAAGAGUUCUUUAUCUGAAUACUGCUGAAAAAAAGAUUGGGUUGACUUUAAUCCCAGAGCUUAUUUUGCAAAAAUCUCCCAAUUUCAAAUCUUUUGAAAUUGGCACUGUUUCUGAAAACAUCACUGUACUUCGAGUAGAUCCUUUAUUUGGUCUGCUUGUGCAGUAUCCAGGAGAUCGUUUGGGCUAUGUUCACAUGUCACGUAUUGCUGAUGAUCAUAUAACAAAAAUCGAUAAAGCAUUCAGAACUGGAACCACUCAUCGUGGAAGAAUUGUCGAUCAUGACUAUUGCAAUAACCUGCUUCUUAUUGCAUUUGCUCCAAAGAUUGUUAACCAGCCAUUUCUUCGUCUUGUGGACAUUAAAGCAGGAAUUAAAGUAAAGGGUCAAAUAAGGCGAAUCACUCCGUCUGGUGUAGUAGUAUCUGUUACCGAUUCAAUCAACGGCUUUUGUCCGUCAAAUCACUUUUCUGAUGUCAAGAUUGCUCGCCCCGAAAAACUUUUUAAAGAGGGUGCUACCGUAGCGUUUCACGUUCUUUCGGUCAACUCUGCUGAUAAACAACUGAUCCUCACACACAAAAAAAGUCUCAUGGAAUCAAAGCUUCCUACUAUUACCUCAUAUACUGAAGCGCAGCCUGGACAGAUAACAAUGGGAAUUAUUACAUCCGUAAAGAACUUUGGAUGUAUUGUUUCAUUCUACAAUAAUGUGCAUGCAAUUGUGCCUAUUGUAGAGCUAAGUGAAACUCGUAUGGAUACUCCUCAGGAUCACUUUAAAAUUGGACAGGCGAUCAAAUGCCGAGUUGUUUCGGUGGAUGCUUUGAAUGAAAAGAUGUGCGCAAGCUUCAAACUAGCAGCGCUUGGUAACAAACUAGACAGUGUUUCUGGUACAUCUACUAUUCAAGUAGGUCAAAUUUAUGACGGCAUCGUCGUUACCAAAUCAAAAGAUACAGUGAUUAGUAGGGUGAAUGAUACAGACUUGGUUAGCAUUUCCAAGUCCCAUUUGAGCGAUUAUCCAACUAUUGCUCAAUCGCUGUAUGACUCUUUGAAUACCGGAUCUAAGAUUACAGGUCUUUUGGCCAUCAACAUUGAUAAAUAUGGCAAACCUCUCAUUACCCGAAAGCACUCUUUGAUUUUCCAAGUUCAGCAAGAUAACGGAGUUCGCAAAGCCUCUGAUAUGAUCAACGAUCAAGUUUGCUUUGGGUUUGUCCGUAAUAUUUAUGGAAAACUUUGUUUUGUUGAAUUUACAGGCGGAGUUGUAGGCGCUGUAUCUUUGCAAAAUAUCUCUGAUAAUUUUGUAUCAAGUGUCUCGGAGCAUCUGCAAAUCGGACAAUCUGUCACUGCAUAUCAAGUUCCAGCAUGGACCGCAACUCAAGUAGCCUUUACUCAGCAGCGAAUUCUGGCCAUGUUGCCAAAAGCCACUAAAGUGAAAGAUAUGGUUCAAAACCGUGUUCUUGAAAAUCCUGUCGAUCCACAUUUGAGCUCGCUUCAGUCCAUCAAGCCAGAUAUGUUGAUCAAGUGCACCGUAAAGUCUUUUGAUGACACGUAUAUUAACGUCUGCAUUGCCGACAAUCUCGACGGCCGAAUUCAGGCCACCGAGAUUUUUGACUCCUUUGAUCAAAUUACCGACCCCAAACAGCCCAUGGCAUCCUUCCAAAUUGGCCAGUCCCUGCAAGCCAAAGUUAUUGAAGUGCAUAUUUUCAAACCUCACUUUCAUAUGACUACCAAUGAUAAAAAAUCACCCAAGAAAGUAUGGAUAGAUUUGACCGUUCGACCUAGCUUCAUAGCAACGGAAAAUGCAUUGACCACAGCUUCCCAAAUUCGUCCCAAACUCAAAACUCUUGAAAUAGGAUCCGAGCACAUUGGCUGCAUUCAACAUAUUGGUUCUAGGACUCUGCGAAUUCUCAUUCAAGGUGGACUUUUGGGAGAUGUCUUCAAUAUGGAUAUUUCUAAAGAUGUAGAUGUCGUCAAUAAUGCGUCCUCGCACUUUGCAGUUGGACAGCUUAUCAAAUGCUUUGUUAUUUUCAAGGAUACGCAAAAAAAAACUUUCAAUCUUUCUCUUGUUGGUGCAUCCCAGAAACCUGUCGAUAUGUUUUCUGUUGGUCAAAAGGUUGUUGGCUAUGUAGCAAAAAUUGAUCCAUUAAAGGGCAUCAAUAUUCGUAUUGGAAGUCAUAUCAUUGCGCGUGUGCAUAUUACUGAUCUUGCCGAUGAAUUCAACGAAUCUCCAACUGAUAUAUAUACUAUUCGGCAGCUUGUUCAGGCAGUUGUCGUCAGGAUUGAUACUGAAAACAAUCUAAUUCAUUGCAGUCUUCGUAAAUCUGCUUUCAAGCCUGAUACAAAGUUUCCAAUCUUUCCAUUUAGCAGUUUUCAGAAAGGAAGUAUUGUUCAGGGCUACAUUCAAAGUAUUUCCGAAAAAGGAUGUUUUGUCGGCUUAACAAAUGACAUCUACGGACGUGUCAAAAUGUGUGAACUUUCAGACUCGUUUGUUGUAGAUUGGAAAAGUGCAUUCAAGCCUGGUAUGCUCGUCAAGGGCAGGAUUAUUAGCAUCAACACCAACAGCAAGCAAAUUGAACUUUCUUUCAAAAAAAGUUUGGUAACUAAUGAUGCUGGAAAUCUGCUUAAAUUUUCAGAUAUCAAAGUUGGGCAGAAAUCAGAAGGAGUUAUCAGACGCAUUGAAGACUAUGGACUAUUUAUUGUUUUAAAAAACAGUGAAUUAUGUGGUCUUUGCCAUGUACUGGAAGUAGCCGAUAGGCCGGUAAAAAACUUGGAAUCCCUAUACUCAAUUGGUGACUCGGUCAUGACUGUAGUGCUGCGUACCAAUCCAAAAAAACAACAGAUUUCACUCAGCAUCAAACCCUCACGCUUUAAUGAUGAUGAUGUCCUUGAAAAUUCUAUUGAAGAAGCAAAAGUGCAGUCAUCAGAAAGUGAAAACGAUUCAGCUUUUGUUGAUGAUGAAGAAAACGACGAGAUGGAGCAGAGCGACGAUGAAGAUAUCAAUUUCUCUUGGGAUACACAACCAACUGCUGAAAAAUCUGUGAUGCAUGACUCGGACUCAGAUUCAAGUAGUGAUUCUAUGCAAAGCGGGGACGAUGAGUCUGACGGCGACCAGCAAAAUAAAAAUAAGCGCAAGCGUCGUGCAAAAAAACGUGAGCGAGCACAAGAAGAAAAGCGAAUUGCCAACAAAGAACUUGAGUUGGUUGAAGGAGAUCAUCCACCUGAAACUGCUGAAGAUUUUGAACGAUUGCUUCUUGGCUCGCCCAAUAACUCUUACAUCUGGAUAAAGUACAUGGUGUUUUACUUGAAUAUGGCCGAAAUUGAAAAAGCAAGACAAGUUGCUGAGCGUGCACUAAAAACCAUCAACUUUCGUGAAGAACAGGAACGACUUAACAUAUGGAUUGCCUUUUUGAAUCUUGAAAACACAUACGGCAAUGUUGAUACUCUUUCAAAAGUCCUUGAGCGCGCUAUUCAAAUGAAUGAUGCCAAAACAGUAUAUUUCCAUAUGGCCAAGAUUUACGAACGAACCGGCAAGGAUGAGCUUUGUAUCAAGCUCUACCAAACCAUGUGCAAAAAAUUCAAAGAUAGUCGUCAGGUGUGGGUAAGCUAUGCUUGCUUUUUGCUUACUCAUGGCAAGCAAGAUGCUGCACGACAACUGCUUAGCCGUAGCAUGCAAAGUCUUCCAAAGCGCAAACAUGUGGAUGUUACUAGUAAAUUUGCACAACUGGAAUUCAAUCACGGUGAGCCUGAAAGAGGUCGUACUAUAUUUGAGGGCUUGAUGAACAGUUGCCCAAAACGAACAGAUCUGUGGUCUGUUUAUAUCGAUAUGGAGAUUCGUGCUGGUGACAUCUCGAUUGUUCGUAGACUUUUUGAUCGUGUAGUUCAACGAGAAUGGUCAGCAAGAAAGAUGAAGUUUUUUUUCAAAAAGUAUUUUGAGUUUGAGAAAAAGCAUGGCGAUGAGAAUGGUGUUCAGAAUGUCAAGCAAGCUGCCAUUAAGUUUGUGGAGUCUUUGUAG